Molecule: messenger RNA, 855 nt
Organism: Galeopterus variegatus (Sunda flying lemur)
Lineage: Eukaryota; Metazoa; Chordata; Mammalia; Dermoptera; Cynocephalidae
Product: mastin-like
Exons: 6
Coding region: 1-855 (284 amino acids)
Biological process (GO): proteolysis
Molecular function (GO): serine-type endopeptidase activity
Source: RefSeq, a predicted model, not a curated record
AUGCUGUGGCUGCUGAUGCUGACCCUCCCCUGUCUGGAGGGCUCCGUGCCCGUGACCCCAGACCCCAGCCCAGGUCGUGAGUUGGUGGGUAUCGUCGGGGGCUGUGACGUCUCAGCCAGGCCGUACCCGUGGCAGGUCAGCCUGAGGUUGUACAACCUGUGCUAUGGGCUGUGGGAGCACAUCUGCGGGGGCUCCCUCAUCCACCCCCAGUGGGUGCUGACCGCGGCCCACUGCCUUGAACCGGAGGAGCUGGAGGCUUGUAACUUUCGAGUCCAAGUCGGGCAGCUGAGACUCUACGAUAAUGACCAACUGUCAAAGGUGGCUCAGAUCUUCCGCCACCCUGACUUCAACUCCAGCCUGGAUGUCAUGGGAGGCGCAGACCUCGCCCUGCUGAAACUGGAGGCCCCCGUGACGCUGUCUGAGCACAUCCAUCCGGUCUCCCUGCCGCCUGCUUCCCUGAAGGUCCCCUCGAGGAAGACCUGCUGGGUGACGGGCUGGGGCGACAUUGCAGAUGAAACGCCGCUGCCGCCGCCCUUCCACCUGAAGGAGGUGGAUGUCCCCAUUGUGGAGAACAGGGUCUGUAACCAUCUGUACCAGAACAGCCCCUUUGUACCAGACAACUCCAGCAAGAUCAUCAAGGACAGCAUGCUGUGUGCCGGGGACAAGGGCCACGACUCCUGCCAGCUCGACAGUGGGGGCCCCCUGGUGUGCAGGUGGAACUGCACCUGGGUCCAGGUGGGGGUCGUGAGCUGGGGCCACCUCUGCGGUCACGAUGGCUUCCCUGGGGUGUACACCCGCGUAACAAGCUACUUGUCCUGGAUCCAUGAGUACAUCCCUCAAUUCCCUGGGCCCUAG